AUGGAGAGGCACCGCCUUGCGGGGAUGGAGCGUGACAGAGUAACGUGGACAUCGCCGCCAGUGGGAUGGUAUAAAGCAAAUUGGGAUGUCGCCAUUGAUAAGCUCACUAGACGGGUAGGGAUUAGCAUGAUAGUACUCAUUGCAGCAAGGUGUCUCACCCAGGGUGGACCUCUUACACCAAUAUUGGCUGAGGAAACACUAGCAUUAUAUCAUGCGGCUUGUCACUGUAAAGAUCUAGAUGGAAAGCCUAUCAUCUUGGAAGGGGAUGCUUUGCAAGUGGUAACUACAGUUAAUUCAUCAGAACAGAGUUGGAGCCAUUUUGGGCAUUUGGUGGCUUAUACAAAAAUUGUCUUGCAAAUGUUGCUGGAGUGGAGUUGCCGCCAUGUGAGACGAAAGGCCAAUGUUAUUGCGCAUAGGUUGGCUAAGGCAGCUGUUCAACAUGUCAUUGAUAAUACAUGGUGGGAGAAAUUUCUAAUUGUAUUUUUUAGGGAGCUACAAGCUCUUUUUUCGACUGAUUAA
This is a messenger RNA of Corylus avellana, 519 nucleotides long. Lineage: Eukaryota; Viridiplantae; Streptophyta; Magnoliopsida; Fagales; Betulaceae. The record is from RefSeq and is a predicted model, not a curated record.